AUGGAAAAUGCUGAUCUCCAAUUAAAUAUGGACAACUUGGAGCAACAAGGUAGAAACAAAAACUUAAGAUUCUUUGGACUCACCCUAAAUUCAAACGAAAAUACCAAUGAAGUUAUUUUACACGUGCUUAAUAAUGAUAUGAAAUUAAAAAACAUUGGUGUUGGUGAUUUGAAGAAAUGUUAUCGUGUGUUAAAUAAAAACAAUGAUCGAGAAAACCCUAGGCCCCCAGCUGUUUUGAUGAUAUUUAACGUAGGACACGUUAAUGUUCGUUCACUUGUACCUCAUUUUCAUGAAUUUAAAAAUUUGGUUGUUAGUGCUGAUUGUGAUAUUGUGGGCGUCACUGAAACAUGGUUACACGAUGGAAUUAAUGAUACAAUGGUAAGUAUUGAUGGCUAUUCUUUUGCUCGGCAAGACAGACCAGCAAGAGCUGGUGGGGUGGGGAUGUAUAUUAAAAAUAACUAUAAAUUCGAAAUUAUUUUAUCAGAAUAUAAUGAGUUGUUUGAAUACAUAUGGAUAACCGUUUAUAUUGGGAAAGUUUUGUAUGCAAUUGGUACCAUAUACAGGAAACCUAAAACUAAUUGUUCGUUAUUUUUAGAACACUGCGAGGACAUGUUUUCUUCAAUUUUUUCAAAUUAUGAUAAUAUUAUAUGUGUUGGUGAUUUUAACAUUAAUGUUCUUGACCUAGAAGAUAAUCAUACUGUGAAAUUUUAUGAUAUUUUGGAUACUUUUAAUUUAAAGCAACUCAUUAAAGAACCAACAAGAGGCAUCUCCUUAUUAGAUCUUAUUAUCACAAAUAUUGAUAUUAAAAAAUGUAAUGAAUAUGUCGAUAUAGACAUGAUUGCGGAUCAUGCGGCAGUUUUUUGUAAAUUUAAUGUCGAAGGUACCGAAUCUCAUAUUAAAAAAAGGGUUAACUAUCGAGAUAUUAAAAAUAUUGAUUAUAAUAAUUUUUUGAAUGAUCUUAAUUUAAUACCGUGGCAUACUAUAUUUCGAACAGAUGAUGUUGAUAUUAAAGUAUCGCAUUUACAAACUUAUAUUCUGUCAGUUCUUGAUGUACAUGCGCCUUUAAAAUCAAUUUUAGUCAGUAAUGUAAAGCCAUACUCUCCGUGGAUUACUGGUAAUAUUAAACAUUUGCAAAAGUUACGUGACAAUGCAUUAAAUAGAUUUAGAAGAACACAAUUACCGGAACAUUGGUUGUACUACAAACAAUUUCGAAAUUAUACAACUACUGCCAUUAAAGCGGAAAAAAGGGCUUACCUUAAUAUGAAAUUUCAGAAUUCGAACUCAAAGGAAAAAUGGGCCGAAUUAAAAGAACUUAAUAUAUCCAAACAGAAAAAAAAUGAAUUACCUAGGCAUUUAAAAUCAGUAGAGGAUAUAAAUAAUUUUUUUAUUAAUAAUAUAAAUAUAAUGCCAGGUAGUAAAGAAUUACUUAACUAUUAUGCUCAUAACGUAAAAGAGGGUAUUAAUGAUAACUUCAGUUUUUCGUAUGUUUCUGAAGAGUUUAUUAAGGAUAUCAUUUUUUCGUUAAAAUCUAAAGCUUUUGGCAAUGACCACUUAAAUAUUACAAUUGUUCAGUUGUGCUGUCCUGUGAUUAUUCCUAUUCUAACUCACAUAAUAAAUGUUUGCAUUGAAAAAAGUUACUUUCCUUUAGACUGGAAAUUUGCAAAAGUUAUACCUUUGCCGAAAAUCACCUCACCUAAAGAGUACAAUGAUCUUAGAUCAAUUAGUAUUUUACCUACAUUUUCAAAAAUUUUUGAACGAGUUAUGGAAAGUCAGAUUAGAGAUUUUUUUAAGCACUAAUAAAAUUUUGCCAGAAAACCAAUCGGGUUUUAGACGUAA
Molecule: messenger RNA, 1836 nt
Organism: Diabrotica virgifera virgifera (western corn rootworm)
Lineage: Eukaryota; Metazoa; Arthropoda; Insecta; Coleoptera; Chrysomelidae
Exons: 2
Coding region: 1-1797 (598 amino acids)
Molecular function (GO): catalytic activity
Source: RefSeq, a predicted model, not a curated record